AAAAAGGUGGGGACGAUAGCUAGCCAACCAGCCAGCCGUGGGGUCACCAAAUAUAAUAAUAAUAUAUAUGCAAUAAAUUAUACUUGUACCAAAUUGAACCACAGUCUCGCGCUCUACAGUCGGACGCAAGUGGCAGAAAUUUUUGUGAUGAACCUCCUCAGUCUAGUGGAAAUUUUUAAAUAGUGUGGACUUAUUCGUUAAUAAAAACAGUGGUCCAUUCCUGAUGGAGAUGUUGUGGUCCAAGGCAGGAGUAAAACGUCUGGAUGACUUUUGAUCAUCGUCAUAAUAUAUUAUAGUGUCCUUACGUCCAUGUGUUUUUUUUUAGUCGGAAAACAUCGUGAAGCUUCAGUGAUAUCAAAUGGGAUAAAAAGGCAGUAAACAAUGAAGCGGAAAUGGAAAUCGUCGCAGUGAAAAAACAGUUUCACCAUCAGGUUCAUGGAUUCAAUUGGCAUUUCGGGUAGUGAAGUAGUUGGAUUUUAUGAUUUCUAUUAGUCGCCUAAGAGGUAAAAUACUGGGACAAGCGGGGAGAAUGAUGACUGCUAUGGCAAGAACACCCUGUAAAUCGGCAACCACCCAGCAACAACAGCAACAAACAUUCCGAGAAAAUAAUAAUAGUUACAGUAAUACGAAUCGAAAUUAUUGGGAUAUGCAGAGACAGCCAUCGUUACCAUUGACUUACACCAGGGCUCAACAUCGCCAGACAAUUGAUCACACUGGUAAGAGAAAGAGUGCAGUGGAAUUGUUGCAAGAAUCUAAAGCUUUUUACGUGAAGAGUGAAAUAGUACUGGAUCGGAAGCAAGAGUUGAAGAACAGUGGACAUCUCCAAGUUGCUCCAUCAACAAAUGCUGGUGCACCACCACGAUUACUCCGAAAGUGUACAAAUAUAGUUUCGUGCAGCGUUAAUCUGCAGCAGCAGCAACAACAGCAAUCUUUGUCAAUGAGUUGCAGUUGUGCUGGAGGUUCAGUUGGAUGCAGUCGUUCAAGUAAAAUAAGCGAUGGUAUUUUGAGUCCUCAACGUACACUGCCCCCGGUACUACCCCCAAAGAGUCCACGACUGAUAUCGGUACCGCAGAGACGGGCUAUAUCGGGUCCCCCAAGCACUGCAGGAGGCGAUCAGCUUCAGGCAAAGCUACGAAAAUUAUUGAACACGGAUAGCAAAGAGAACAUUCAUUUUAUUGACUCACCAGGAUCAAUAAAUAAUUACUCUAUUCGUGGUAAUGCCAGUAACGUAACAUCACUACCACCAAAAUCACCAUCUCCAUCACCAUCUCCAUCCGGUCAAUUAUCUCCAGCGGUUAAUUGUCAAUUAUCUCCACGAUCAGGACAGUCUAAUCUGUCAGUUGAAGUACGAUUUAAAUUUGGUAGAAGUCACUCACACUCUCACACAUCAACGAAAAAUCACAAUAAAUCCAAUAGCGGUAUUAGCUCACCACCGGCAAUUUGCCAGACCACAAUUUGCCAUAAAUCGUUACCCGAUUUGCACACCAGUGCACGCCGACGUGCAUCCUUAUCACCUAGAGCCUCUACAAAGUCUUCGAGCAAGCCUAUCAAUGUUAAUGUUAAUUGCCCUGAUUGUGAGACCAGCUCGGAUUAUUCAGAUCAGAGUUUCAAGCGGGACUCGAUUUGUUAUCAGAGUUCAAGACAUAUGAGAAGAUCAGUGGGAUCAGCAGGGGGAAAUGAUGCCAACAGUGUUUUAUCAUCGGGUGGACGUACACAAAAAUCAUCGGGAUCAAGUAAACUCAGUCAUGGAGCAACAGCCAGAGAUUCUGGUGGCUCAUCGGGUCACUGCACUCAUCGCAGUGAACCGCCACCACGAAUUCAAGAGUGUUGGGGCCAUAUACGUCGUGACAGUGGAGCUUCAACUCAACACUCGACCGAUAAAGAUCGAUCCAGAAGAGGCAGCAGUCACGUUAGCGGUGGAACUCCACCUACAAUUUUACGGAACUUGAGCAUCGAUGACUCAGAGAGCAGCAAUAGUCCAACUGAUUAUAGUUCUACUCGCAAUUUAAGAUUCUCGGAUGGAUGGAAAGAAGGACGUGGUCGUCCAAUUCUACGAUCCAAAUCGGACAUCAGUGAUCGCUAUUGGCGACAUGAUAACAGCGGUGCCAAUACCGAGCGCAAGAAAAAACCGAAACAACAACAUGUGCAACAGCAGCAACAACAACCACCGCCACCACCACCACGACCACCAAAAUCCAUCGCCGAGUUGGAGAAUUUUUUCGAUCGUCUUGGACUUGAUUCGGAUAAUUAUGAUCGUAUAAUUGUACCAUUGUCAAAUUCCUCAUCACCCGUAUUCUUCGAUAGUGUUAGUUCAGUUGAUUCAGCCCUGGGAUUGUAUUCGUGGUCUGGUCACAAUCAAUCGAGUAGUAAUAAUGAUGGACAGUGGCAGGGAAACAAUUGUAGCGCAACUAAUGAAGAAACUAGUCAGAGAGUGAGUGAUCCACCGAGCAUUGUCGAGAGAAAUGCUAGAAUAAUAAAAUGGUUGUGUCAAUGCCGAAAAACACAAUUUGGGUACAGUUAAAGAGGAAGGGAGACGAAAAAGUAAAGAAUAAUAAUAAUCUUGGUGCUCAUUUUUAAUUUACAUUUUUCGUUUAUUCCAUGCACGUGCCAUCGCAGCUUGCUAUCAUCAGUCAGCAGUGCUUUUUUCGUAUUCAAUUGAACAUAAAUAUAUUUUCAGAAUUUUUUUUCAAAUUACGGCAAUUCCAAACAAUUUUGUAAUUGUAGUAGCUGAAAAUGACUAUUUAUCAUCCGUUUUAUCUGAUUUUUUUUUCUUCUAUUGUAAAGGAUAUAUUGUUAUUCUGUUGUCAAAUCAUUUUUAAUGUUAACAAAUUCGCUAACUCAUCAUGUGCUAGUUAAUAAAUGAAUGCGCAUAGAGGAUUGUUCGUGGCACAUAAGUGAUAGUAAGAGAUUUCUGAAAUUUUAUUGAAAGGGAUGAUAACUAUUAAUUGAUAAUUAUUUUAAUCCUCGGAUACAUUUUAUUACCGAAUGACAAUUCAGCUACAGUUACAGGGGAGAAAAAAAGCAUGAAAAUCUUGGUGCUCGUUUAUGAUUUAUAUUUUUAUUUUCCAGGAACCAUUGGCCAUAGUAGCUUGCUAGCAUCACUCAUCGAUGUUUUUCCAUUAUUCAUUACACAAUAGAUCGUAUACAUAUAUGCUAUUUCAAUUUUUUUUUCAAGUUGAGGGAAUUCCAAUCAAUUUUUUAACUAUCGCCUCGGAAAAGUGUUAUUUAUCAUCUGUUUUAUCAUUUUUUUUCGUCUAUUGAAAGAUGUAUAUUUAUUCUGUUAUCAAGUUAUCCUUAAUGUCCAAAAAUUUGUAAUUGAUAGAUGAAUGAACAUAGAGAGGUGUCAUUGACACAUAAGUGAUAGUAAGAAAUUUCUGAAAUUUUAUUGAUAUUAAAAAGGAUUAUAAGUAUCAAUUGAUAAUUAUUUUAAUCCUCAAAUGCAUUUUAUUGCCUGUUUGAUUGUUGAAAAAGUGUAUUUUCGUCAGUGUUUUUUUGUCAAAGUAGAAGAUAUUUAAAAACAAAUUAAAAGAAAAAGGAUGCCUUCAAGAAAUGUGUGAAGAUAAGUCUCAAUUAAUUGUUGAUUGUCCAUAGUUUUGAUUAUAGAAUAGAUAAUUAUUUCACGUAGCCUUAAAAAUGGUUAAGAUCAAAAGUUGCGUGAUGACAUUCCGAAACGAGAAAAUUGACAAAUUGUUCUUCGAAGAGAUAUAUUUAACCAUGAUAUACAUUUAAAAAAUAUAUAUAUACAUACUUUUUCAUUUUUUAUUUUUUGUUGGACAAAUUAGUUGUCACGAAGAAUGAACAGAAAACUAAUAAAAAAUUAGUCGCAUUUAUAUAUGAGUGCAUGAAUUACAAUAAAAAAAAUCAAUAAAUGAAUAUACAGCUGAUGAUAUCUGAAAGAAAUCUAAUCAAAUGAGUUUUGUAAAAAUCACCUGAUUUUGUUUUAUCCGAUUGCACAUUACAUUCAAGUCGCAUACUGAACAGACUGACGUGCUAUAUUUUUGCGAUAUAAUGCAUAAUCAGCAAUUUAUUCCCAACCGUAGAAUUUACACAUCAGCAUUUAUUAGGUUCUCUCCAAUUGAUCGACACUAACGCAAUGUACAAAAUGCUUGUGGGUUGAUAAAAAACAAAUUCAGAAGUUUUUCUUCUUUAACAAACGUAAAAACAAAUAGGCACAUUCUUCAUGCUCGCAGACAUGCAAAUUAAAUUCUUGGGAAUAAUACAAAGAUGGGCAAAAUAUAGAAAUGGACAUUUAAGGAAUAGGAAAAUCAACAACGAAUGAUGAUUGCACACUUUUAAUGAUAAUCAGCAAAUAAAAAAGAACUUGCAUGAGUGAAUAAUGUAGAGAGAAAUCAUUUUAAAUACUACUGUAUGGAUUCACUUGACAUGAUUUUAGCAUAGAACUAGCCAAUAUUCAGACCUAUCCAGAAAUAUGACAACGCAUUGAAUCGAUUAUCAAAUGAAUUAUUCCACUUCAAGUGAGUCAAUGGCCGGCCCUCGCCUUCUUCAAAAAUAAUUUUUUCUUAUGCGAUAUUGAGAGCACUUAGGUCUUGAAUACAUAUUAUGUUUGUAGAUCAGAUGAAAAUAAAAAUUUGGAGGUGUCAUAAACAAGAAUUGGGUGACCAUAAAAGGAGUUAAAAAAAUAUUUUGGGACUUUGUUAAUUAGAAUGAAUAAUAAUAGAAUAGAUAAUGGAAAGAAAAAAAAAACUUCAAAACAUAUCGACGGUGAAAUUUCCAAGAAAUUAAGAGAUAGUUUUUCUAACUUGCGAAUCAGAAGAAUCGAAGUAAAUUUUAAAGAGGACGAGGAUCAGCCAUUAACUCAUUUGACAUCGAAUACUUCAAAUAUAUUUAAAUACUCUACAAGAUUUUGUUUGUUAAUUGUUGGUAAUGCGCAGAAUAGGCAUUCACAUUGAUGAGUCGAUUAUCAUUACAGCCAAUAGCAAAUAGCUUGUGCAAAUACACACAAUUGCCAGCAAACAAGAGAAUCAAGUUGUAAACAAUAAUAAAGCAACAAUUCCGUGAAGGAGAAAAUACAUUGUGUCUACCAAAUGAACUAUUUUAAUAAAAAUAAACGAUCGAAAUUUAGAAACAACGAAAUUAUAAAAAUACUCGGAAUUAUUCUACCAAAUAUCGCAGUGAGUUUAAUACACAAUUCGAUAACUAAAUUCUGUCGAUAAAUUUUCUAUUUUGUGAUGAUUUAUGAAAUAGCACCAUAAUAUCGCGAUAAUCGUUAUACACACGCAUUAACGAAGGGUAAAAUAUCAAAUAUCUUCUUUACAUUAUUUUUCUUGUUGUUUAUAAAUAUUGAUCUAGUCACGUGGAUAACAUAAUUGUUAGAAUGAUUUGCAAAUAGAAAAUAAAGAACAAAAUGUCUCAUUUAAUCCUCAAAAAUUUGCGAUAAUACAGUAAUAAAUUUAAUGUAGAAUUAAUUUUUUUGGGUAAUCAGACCCGAUUAAAACCAAAAACACAAAAAAUUUUCAUGUUAUUGAUAGUCGUACCUCUGUAUUUCGAUUUAUCUAGAAUACAAUUUCGAAAUUACCAAUU
Messenger RNA from Diachasmimorpha longicaudata, 5541 nucleotides. RefSeq names its product type-2 histone deacetylase 1. Lineage: Eukaryota; Metazoa; Arthropoda; Insecta; Hymenoptera; Braconidae. The record is from RefSeq and is a predicted model, not a curated record. The coding region runs from base 479 to 2521 and encodes 680 amino acids. The transcript is spliced from 3 exons.